AAAUGGUGGAUGAGUCUCCCAGCGGGGGCUGAUGCAUCCACAAGGACCCAAACUCGAGAACUUGCUUAAGCUAGAACAAGCCGCUUACCAGUUUACCCAACCCUCUCCUUGGUCUUUACUGUGUGUCUUGCAUUUGAAGAAGUGUACUCUUCCUCACGCUCCCUCCCUCACUGCAUCAGCAGAUCCAAACACUCCCCUAUCUCAUUUUCUAGAACUUUCUUCCGUCGGAAUUCUCCGGUUGUUUUCUCCGGCGAUUAUCAUACUAAUUGCAAUGCUUAAGCUCAAAGAAUCGCCAUUUCGUCUACUGCUUCUAUGUGUCUGUUUUGCGUUUGUCGGUGAAGCUUCAGUUCACCAGUACAACGCGGAGACGUUCGUGAGCAAAGGCAAUGCAUUCGUUGUUCACGGUGGAAGCGAAGGAAUUUACUCCUCCCUGACUGGUAAUAGCAAAGAAAGCGACGUCUCUGCUAAUGGGGAGUCUUACAUCCGUUUUGAAAAGAUUUCAUUCCGGAGAACUGAAGAGUCUUCCAACUUUAGCUCGGGGCCUAUUCAUGCCAUUGUUUUUGAGGUGGAAGACAGAGAGACAAUUGGGGGUUCAGCUUAUGGGGGUCAAAGAGCUGUAUGCUGUACUGCUGAUCUUGCCAAACUGGGUGUGUGUUUGCAAGGAGAAGUUAUUCACAGGCCUUCCAUAAAUGAUCCCAGCUGGCCUCAGGUUUUUCAUGUCUCAUUUAAUCAAGAUGAGUUGGUUGCAACAUUGCCAUCAAAGUCUUUACCUAUUACUAAAACUGGGAUGUACAACUUGUAUUUCAUUCACUGUGAUUUGAAUCUUAAAGACUUGAUUGUGGAGGGAAAAACUGUAUGGAAAAAUCCUACUGGGUAUCUACCUGGUAGAAUGGCACCACUGAUGAAUUUCUAUGGGCUUAUGUCACUUGCUUUUGUGAUCCUUGGGAUCUUCUGGUUCUCUCAGUAUGCAAGAUUUUGGAGAGAAGUUUUUCCUUUGCAGAACUGCAUAACAGUAGUGAUAACACUCAGCAUGUUUGAAAUGGCUCUUUGGUAUUUUGAGUAUGCCAAAUUCAAUGAGACUGGAAUCAGGCCAACUGGGAUCACCAUAUGGGCAGUCACUUUUGGUACAGUUAAGCGCACAGUUGCACGCAUCAUUAUUCUAAUGGUUUCUAUGGGCUAUGGUGUUGUCAGACCUACUCUAGGUGGUCUUACAUCAAAGGUUGUCAUGCUUGGAGUGACCUUCUUUUCAGCAUCCGAAGUUGUUGAGUUGGUGGAAAAUGUUGGUGCAGUUAGUGAUCUUUCUGGAAAGGCAAGGUUGUUUUUGGUUCUGCCUGUGGGAAUCUUGGAUGCUUUCUUCAUUCUGUGGAUAUUUACUUCCCUUUCUGCUACUUUAAAUAAACUUCAGGCUAGAAGGAUGCUGGUAAAGCUGGAUAUAUACAGGAAGUUCACAAAUGCUUUGGCAGUUGCGGUUAUUGUAUCUGUGGGUUGGAUAUGCUAUGAGCUCUACUUUAAGUCAAAGGAUGUCUAUAAUGAGCACUGGCAGAAUGCCUGGAUCAUCCCAGCCCUCUGGCAAGUCUUAUCUUUCUCUCUUCUAUGCAUCAUCUGUACUCUUUGGGCACCCUCUCAGAGUUCAACGAGGUAUGCAUUUUCCGGAGAAUCAAAUGAAGAAUUUGACAAGGAUCAUACUACUCUUACACUCAUCAAGCCAUCCCCGUUACCUUCCAAAGAUGUUCGAGAUGCAACAGAAGCUAGACUAAGUAAGAGCAACCAUGGAAUAUCAACUGGUGAUUCGGAAGAAGACAAAACAGAGUGACUAAAAACCAAAUUCUGUUACUGAACCUACUCCGGUGCUUAGUAAUCACUAGAUCUCUGUCUUUUUAUUGCUAUUUCAAUCCUCCAAUUGCUCUUAGAAUCAAGAUGAAAUGUCUGGGUGUUAAUCAUUACUACAAAAAGUCCAUAGCUGAGCUCUCAUUCUCUCUUUUUCAUUAUUUUUUUUCUUCUUAAUCCUGUUGUUGUAUUUUUGUCUUUUUGUUUAUUUAGUGAUUAAAUUUGUUCAACAAUUACUUCUAGAGUGGAGUCAAUCACCACCCCUGUACCGUCAUUUUCCACAUUCAAUAUAAUAUGAUCUGUGUG
Molecule: messenger RNA, 2133 nt
Organism: Rubroshorea leprosula
Lineage: Eukaryota; Viridiplantae; Streptophyta; Magnoliopsida; Malvales; Dipterocarpaceae
Source: the annotation of a GenBank genome assembly